AUUGGGGGAAUCGCUCAGAGAUGUCUCAGGGCGCUCUGGCGCGCCUGCUGUCCGACGGCGUCUGCCGGGCCGGCGCCGUGCUCGAGCCGGGCCUGGCGGCAGCCGUCCUCGCGCAGCAGGACGCGGCCGGAGCAGCCCUGCGCGGGCUGACCCCGAGGACGCGCUGGGCAGGCUCGCGCCGAUCCACAGCGGCAGGCUCCGCUACGACCUGGCCGUGGAGCUGACGCCCCCCGCGCGCGCGGCCCUGCGGCAGGCCCUGCUGCGGCUCGGGCCGCUGCUGAGCGCCGCGCUCGCCGGCAGCGGAGCGGAGCGCGAGGCGGCGCAGCGGCGCGUGCGCCUCGUCGAGUUCGGGGCCGUGACGUCGUGCGCGGGCGCCGGCGCGCAGACCUGGCACGCGGACGUGGACCUCUGCGGGGCGGACGAGAGGGCCGCGCGCAUCUGCUGCGUCUUCGUCGCCCUGCACGAGGUGGGCGAGGACUCGGGGCCCACGGAGGUGCUGCCGGGGACGCACACGCGGGAUUUCCACAUGGCCGCGCUGCGCGGCGCUGGCACGCGCGGCCGCUCCCAGCGCCGCCCGCCGUCGAAGCGCGCGCGGGGGCCCGCCCCGGUGAGCCCCGCCGAGCUCGCGGCGGCGGCGUGCCGGCUGGCGCCGGCCGCCGCCGAGCGCCUGUCGCUGGGCGUGGGGGAGGCGGUGGUGAUGGAUGCCGCCAGCUUCCACCGGGGCGGGGCGAACCUGUCCGCAGGCCGGCGCACGCUGCUGCACUUCGCGGUGGUGGGCGACAGCGGUGGUCGCCUGCCAGAGAGCUUCACGUACACCAUCGUGCCCGAGGCGCGGUCUCCCUUCCUGCCGAUCGCGGCGUUCCUGCGCGCAGAAGCGCCAGAGGGCCUGCGCGACGCGACGAGCGGCAGGUCUCGCGAGGGCGAGCUCGCGGAGGGUGACUCCGCCCGCGCCGCGUGA
Molecule: messenger RNA, 958 nt
Organism: Prorocentrum cordatum
Lineage: Eukaryota; Dinophyceae; Prorocentrales; Prorocentraceae
Source: the annotation of a GenBank genome assembly